UACGAAUUUUUUUUUAUAUUAUUACAAGUUUACUAAUACAUAUAUACUUAUUAUUAAGGUUUUGUAAUGUUUUUUCUGUAUUGUCAAAAGAUGAAAUUAAUCGUCUUAGUUCGUGUACAUAAUCGUGUGAUUUGUUAUGGGAAGAAUUUGUGUUGUAUCAUCCUCUAACUCCUUUUUGCUUCCUUUCUCUAUAGUACUGACAUCAGCAGAUGAAAUGCCAAUAAUUAUCUGAUCAAUACUUAGGCUAUUCGUAGCGAUAUCAUCAUCAAUUUCUGUAUACCCAAGAAAUUUCUAGAUUUUGAAAAUCAUUGAUUCGAUAUUGUGAUUAUUAAUUUUAUACUACGUAACAUCACUGACAGAGUGUAUUAUACAGAGUCAUUUACAUGUUAACCUCUUUCAAAAUCAAGGGACUCAUGAAAAUGAGCAUAUUACGCAGGAAAUCGUAUCGAGCGAGUCUUAAACGAAUUCUACUGUAAUUAUAAUAAGAAAGAUUUUAUAUUUAAACUUAUAGCUAAUAUGGCCUGUAAUGAGUAUGACAGUAACAUUACUGAAAAUAAAAAUGAACAAAAUAAUUUGACUGCAGUACUCUAUGGCAUAAGAGAUUUACGACUCGAACAACGUCCUAUACUAGAACCUGGGUUGAAUGAAGUGUUGUUAAGUAUUCAAUGUGUUGGAAUAUGUGGUUCAGAUGUGCAUUACUUAGUUCAUGGAAGUAUUGGUAAUUUUGUUGUUCAAAAACCCAUGGUUAUAGGGCAUGAAGCUAGUGGAGUUGUUGUCAAACUUGGGAAAGGUGUAAAAAAUCUCAGUGUUGGAGAUCGAGUAGCUAUUGAACCAGGUGUUUCAUGUCGUAUGUGCCAGUUUUGUAAAAGUGGCAAGUACAAUUUAUGUCCUGAUAUGAAAUUUUGUGCUACACCACCAGUUGAUGGGAAUUUAACUCGUUAUUAUGUUCAUGCUGCUGAUUUUUGUUAUAAAUUACCUAAGCAUAUGACUUUAGAAGAAGGUGCUUUAUUAGAACCACUAUCAGUUGGAGUUCAUGCUUGCAAAAGAGGAGGUGUUAAAGUUGGUUGUUCAGUACUAAUUUUAGGGGCUGGGCCAAUUGGUCUGGUUACAUUGGCAACUGCAAAAGCAAUGGGAGCUUCAAAAAUUUUUAUUACAGAUUUAAUAGAAUUCCGAUUAAAUGUAGCUAAAAAGAUGGGAGCUUUUAAAGUAAUCAAAGUUAAUAGGGAUGAUUCAGAUGAAAAAGCAAUAGAAAAUAUAAGAACUGAGAUGAACAAUGAACUUCCUGAUGUUACAAUUGAUUGUAGUGGAUUCCAACAAACCAUUAAAAUGGGAAUUGAAUUAACAAAAUCAGGAGGAGUAUUGACGAUUGUUGGAAUGGGAGCAUCACAUAAUGUUGAAUUACCAUUAUUUAAUGCAUUAUCGCGAGAAGUAGACAUUAGAGGAGUCUUUCGCUAUGCUAAUGAUUAUCAAGAUGCUUUGUCUUUGAUUGAUUCAUGCCAAGUGGACUUGAAACCAUUAAUAACUCAUCAUUUUAAAAUUGAAGAAUCAUUGGAAGCUUUUUGUACAGCUGAAACCGGAAAAGGAGAUCCGAUCAAAGUUAUGAUACAUUGUAAUAGAGAACUCUAAGAUCAUCUAGUCUUAAUUAUUUUGUAAUAAAAAUAAAAAUUUGUUAAAUUUAUGGUUUGAAUAUAAAACCUUAGUUAUCUUGUUUAAAUUUAGAUGUAGUACUUAAUUAAUAAAAAUUUAUUUAUUAAUA
Sipha flava (yellow sugarcane aphid) is the source of this 1756-nucleotide messenger RNA. Its product is annotated as sorbitol dehydrogenase-like. The record is from RefSeq and is a predicted model, not a curated record. Bases 517 to 1626 code for a protein of 369 amino acids. NCBI's taxonomy places the organism in Eukaryota, Metazoa, Arthropoda, Insecta, Hemiptera, Aphididae. Gene Ontology annotation, molecular function: zinc ion binding; L-iditol 2-dehydrogenase (NAD+) activity. The transcript has 7 exons. Gene Ontology annotation, biological process: D-sorbitol catabolic process.